UCUUUUUUCUAAAUGCGGAUAGAGAGAUGGACACUAUAGGACCAUGCCCAAAGGCUAUCUAUUGUCAUCCCUAUCCUAGAGUGAGAGCAAAAUCAGGGUGCCUAAUGAGCAAUUUUCAAACAUUAGUUUUGGAGAAACCUUGAAAAACCCAAGAAAUAUUUAGAAAACAGCACUCGCCUCAAAACGACGUCGCAUUAAACGGGGAACGCGAAAAGUUUUGUUUAGUUUCGAAGUUUGAUGAUUGCUCAACACAGAAGAAGAAGUGGAAAACAAUGGCAGAAGAGAAAGACUGUAACAACGAAAGCAUAGACCUUUCUACACCAAUGUCGGAAACCCCAAUUAGAGCAGUGGUUUGUCUCAAAAGAAAAGAAGACAUCAAACGUUUCGAGGAAACUGAAGAAUGCUUCAUCUUAGAUUUCGAUGACCCAUCUGAUUCUCUAUCAAAGCUUUCGUUGGAGAAAGAGAUCGACGAUAAUCAUAAUGAUGAUAGCCCUGAUAUCGCUGUUCUUGCUGAAAAGGGUCAGGUGGCUUGUAGAGAUUAUCCACAUGCAAGACAUCUAUGUGUCAAAUUUCCCUUCACUACUACACCUCACGAGAGUUCAUGUGAAAUGUGUUUCUGUUACGUGUGUGACUCAGUUGCUCCUUGUAAGUACUGGACCCGUUCUGAGAAACCACAUUGUGAUUGUAAUGCUGAUAGCUGCUGGAAGAAUGAGAGGGAUAUUUUUAAGUUUUUAGCUGAAGAAGAAGAAUAGGCUCAUUGGUUAUGUACUAACAAAUGUUUAAUGUUACUGGUACCUGUUUGAAUGGUGUGUAGAUGGAAAUGGCACACAAGAAGCCUAGUUAAAAUUUUGAUUUUGGGGUAAAUUCUAAAACUAUUUCUGUCUGUAGUUAAGAAUGUGUCAUGAUAAAUUGCAUUUUGAGUGACUUGGAUGAUCUAUGGCCAUGUGAAAGCAGCAUGUAUAGUCUAGUUUUGAAAUUGGGAUUCAAUGAUUUAGUUUUAAAAUCA
This is a messenger RNA of Medicago truncatula (barrel medic), 1006 nucleotides long. RefSeq lists its product as uncharacterized. NCBI's taxonomy places the organism in Eukaryota, Viridiplantae, Streptophyta, Magnoliopsida, Fabales, Fabaceae. The transcript is spliced from 3 exons. The record is from RefSeq and is a predicted model, not a curated record. Bases 273 to 752 code for a protein of 159 amino acids.